Malaclemys terrapin pileata is the source of this 4559-nucleotide messenger RNA. It is a transcript of the gene ECT2, whose product is annotated as epithelial cell transforming 2. Gene Ontology annotation, cellular component: cell cortex; nucleus. The record is from RefSeq and is a predicted model, not a curated record. Lineage: Eukaryota; Metazoa; Chordata; Testudines; Emydidae. Gene Ontology annotation, biological process: mitotic cytokinesis; nervous system development; intracellular signal transduction. The transcript has 26 exons. Gene Ontology annotation, molecular function: guanyl-nucleotide exchange factor activity; GTPase activator activity. Bases 112 to 3177 code for a protein of 1021 amino acids.
GGCUCGCUUUUUGAAUUGGGGUCGGCGGCGGCCGCUCAUGGUGCCUGGGAGGGUGUGCCGGUUGCGGUUUUGACGAUAAUGCACUUGGUGCCUCCAUGAUUCUUUCCGGUGAUGGCAAGGAACCCUUUCUCUCUGUCUGUGAUAAGGACUGCAUCAGUGAAAUUGCCCAGCAAGACAGGCCUGAGGAACUCCAAUACUGCUGAAGAGAGAAACACAGACUUGAUCAUGACUGACAGCAGUAUGCUAGUGACUGACACCGGAAGGAGUCUUUUGGGAGAUUCUUCUGUUCUUGAUUCAAAAAUUAUAGAAACUUCCAAGGAGAAUAUAUUUAUUGGAUUGGCUUCAGAUGUUGAAGAGGAAAUGCCUCAGAUUGAAACCAGAGUGGUUUUAGUUCAGGAAGCUGGGAAACGCGAGGAACUCUUGAAAGCCUUGGAGACCAUUAAGAUAAUGGAAGUCCCAGUUAUAAAGAUAAAGGAAACUAGUCCUGGUAAAUCAGAAGAAAAACUAAUAAAAAGUAUAAUUCAUAUGGAAAUUAAAGUGCCCUAUAUAAAGAUGGAAUCAGUGGAAGAGUUUGGGGAUUCUGAGUCUCCAGAAUUUGAGACAGUCUUCGUUGUAGCAGACUUUCAAGAUUCCAUCUUGGAGAACUUGUGCAAGUUUGACUGUCGUGUUCUUGGACCUCCAAUAGUACUUCAUUGUGCUCAAAAAGGAGAGCCUCUACCUUUCUCAUGUCGUCCAUUGUACUGUGCAAGUAUGUUGAAUCUGGUGCUGUGCUUUACAGGAUUCAGGAAGAAAGAAGAACUAGUUAAGCUGGUGACCUUGGUUCAUCAUAUGGGUGGAAUUAUUCGAAGGGACUUCAGUUCAAAAAUUACACAUCUUGUGGCUAAUUCUACGCAAGGAGACAAAUUCAGACUUGCUGUGAGUCUGGGAACUCCUAUUGUGAAAGCUGAGUGGAUUUACAAGGCUUGGGAGAGACGGAAUGAAAUUGACUUCUGUGCGGCUGAUGAGGAAUUCCGAAAUGAGUUCAAGGUUCCCCCAUUCCAGGACUGCAUGUUAAGUUUCCUUGGAUUUUCCGAUGAUGAGAGAAUUAACAUGGAAGAAAUGACAAAAAUGCAAGGUGGGCAGUACUUGCCAGUUAGUGAUGACAGGUGCACACAUCUGGUUGUUGAAGAAAAUACAGUAAAAGAUCUCCCAUUUGAGCCUCCAAAAAAACUUUAUGUUGUAAAGCAAGAGUGGUUCUGGGGAAGCAUUCAGAUGGAUGCCAGAGCUGGAGAAUCCAUGUACUUAUUUGAAAAGCCAGAGAGUCCUGAACUCAAAAAGUCAGUGUCACAACUUUCUCUGAAUACCCCAAAUAGCAAUCGCAAGAGACGUCGCUUGAGAGAGACCCUUGCACAGCUCACCAGAGAAACUGAUAUGUCACCAUUCCCUCCUCGGAAACGCCCAUCAGCUGAGCAUUCCCUUUCUAUGGGGUCUUUACUGGAUAUUUCUAACACACCAGAGUCCAGCAUUACCAAUGGAGAAACGCCAAAAUCAUGUUCAAAGCCUUCCAAAAAUUCAACUCCUCUGCCUGCAAAGCAGUCUGCAAGAUGGCAGGUUGCAAAGGAACUAUAUCAGACAGAAAGUAACUAUGUAGAUAUUCUGACAACAAUUAUUCAGUUAUUUCAAGUUCCAUUGGAAAAAGAAGGGCAGCUUGGAGGACCUAUCCUUGCACCGGAGGAAAUUAAGACCAUAUUUGGCAGCAUUCCAGACAUCCUUGAUGUGCACACUAAAAUAAAGGAAGACCUUGAAGACCUUAUGAUAAACUGGGCUGAAAGCAAAAGUAUUGGGGAUGUCAUUCUUAAAUAUUCAAAAGACUUGUUGAAAACAUACCCUCCUUUUGUGAACUUCUUUGAAAUGAGCAAAGAAACUAUUAUGAAAUGUGAAAAACAGAAGCCACGGUUUCAUGCUUUUCUAAAGAUAAACCAAGCCAAACCAGAGUGUGGCCGUCAAAGCUUGGCUGAACUACUCAUUCGACCAGUUCAACGGUUACCUAGUGUUGCUUUACUUCUAAAUGACCUUAAGAAACAUACAGCAGAAGACAACCCAGACAAAGGCAUGCUAGAAAGAGCCAUUGAAUCGUUAAAGGAAGUGAUGACACACAUUAAUGAAGACAAAAGAAAAACAGAAGCACAAAGACUGAUCUUUGAUGUUGUGUAUGAAGUUGAUGGAUGUCCAGCCAAUCUCUUGUCGUCUCACCGAAGCUUAGUUCAGCGAUUGGAAACAGUUGCACUUGGCGAUGACCUCUGUGACAGAGGAGAACAGGUCACACUCUUUCUGUUUAACGAUUGUCUAGAGAUUGCAAGGAAACGGCACAAAGUUAUCAGUGCUUUCAAGAGCCCCCAUGGCCAGACCAGACCCCCAGCAUCUCUCAAGCACAUUGUUCUCAUGCCUCUCUCGCAGAUCAAGAAAGUGCUAGACAUCAGGGAGACAGAAGACUGCCACAAAGCUUUUGCCUUGGUUGUGCGGCCACCAACAGAACAGAACAACUUGUUGUUCAGUUUUCAGAUGACGACAGAGGAGCCUCCUAAAGAGGAUUGGCUGAAGAUGCUGUGUCGGCAUCUAGCGAACACAAUUUGUAAAGCAGAUGCUGAAAACCUUAUUUACACCACUGAUCCUGAUUCAAUUGACAUAAAUACGAAAGAUGUGGACAGUACGUUGAGUAGGGCAUCCAGGGCAAUCAAGAAAACAUCAAAAAAGGUUACAAGAGCAUUCUCUUUCUCCAAAACACCAAAGAGAGCUCUUCGAAGGGCUUUAAUGGCACACAAUACAGUAGAAGGAAGGAGUCCCUGCUCAUCUAGUGAAAGAUACUUGGGCAGCCGCCUGACCAGUACAUCCUCAUUAGCAAUUGCUCGUUCCUCUUCUACAUACAGCCUAAAUGGAUCUGUCAAACAUGUCGUUAGUGUUCAGCGCUCCAAUUCUGUUGAUGGGAGCUCUCAAAGUUCCAGGUCUCGACCUGUGCUCUGUCCUGACUCUCCAACUAGCCGUCCUUCACAUGCCAGAGAAGGAAAAACUCUUUCCAGCCCUGAAAGGUUAAAUGGCCACUCGUUGGCCAGACCAUGUCCCAUUCCUGUCAUUACUACCACUUGUGAUGUAGGAGAUGACCGGAGUGGUGUUGAGAACAGUUCCAUCGUCAAACCCUGAUCUUUAAUGCCCACGUUGUAUAAAGUGAGCUUCCUAAAGAUUCUCCUAUGUAGCACAACUACUAAAAGAUUAAAGAAUCCAUCAAAUGUUUCUAACGGGUGCUGGGUUUUCCUUGGUCUGUCUUGGUGCACAUCUCAGCUCCCAUUAGGCUACUUAAUAUUUCUUCUGUUGUUAACUAGUUGGGUUUUAAAUGGGGAAUUUAAAUUCUUUGGAAAUGGAAUUGACAUCACUGGUCUCAAGGCGUUUUGGAUUUCUUUCCAAGUUUUUUAACCAUGUUUGCCCUACGAUGGCAUUGAAGUGCCUCUUUAUAUUUACACAUUUAAUGUAAAUAUGGGCGAGUCUUCAUACUGAAGUCAAAAUUUUGACGCAUGAAAUUCUGGAUUCAGCAUGGAGUCUAUUGCCUCUGAUUGCAAAUAUGGAAGAAUUCUAGAGUACGACUGAGACUUUCAUGAGUCUUAAACAGUGAGUUUUGCAAUUAUCAUCUGCUAAAAACCUUCAUAAGAACAUGUUUCUCUUCUAGGUCAACAACUAAAGCACAACUAUAGUACUAUCACUUGUUAUCACUUCAAGUGAAAUUAAACUUCUGAGGUUGUAAAGAAAAUUUUUUAGCUCUUAAAGCAGCUCUUACAACUAUUCUUAUAUUAAUUUUAGUUUCAACUUUUGCUUAGCAACAAACUGCUAAGCCUGCAGAUCACCUUAAAAUCCACUGAUGAUCAGUUUUGCUGAGACUUGUUCACAACAUCAGAAUAGCAAGCCUUUUGUCUAGUUUUCAAUCAUAUACAGACAUAUAUAGGCUAAGACUAUUCAGUAAUAAACUAUCAAAAUUUAAGUUACACUUUUUGUGGCUUUUUUAUACCAAAGUGUCGUCUGUAAGGUCAAAUCAGUAGUUUUUGAGGAAUCUUGAAAAUAUGGUAAGAGCAGAACCAGUUUAAGUGGCUAUGUAGCUAGAGGAAGUUCAUCUCAAUCUUUCAAGGUUUGCUAAUAUAGCAAACUGUGUUAUAACAUGUUCUGCAUUUGAAAACUUGGAAGGAGAUACUAUGCUGUUGUAAAAGCAUGAACUGCACAAGGAUGUGGGUUAGAUAUGUUUGCUUUAUUAAGAAUUCUUCAGAAGGUCUCCUAGUUCUGUGCAUACCUCUCAACAGUUUUGUUAGGGGGGAAAUCUUCAUUUUCUAUAAUGAACUUAUCCGUGUGUCUUACCCACCAAGUUUGUUAUCCAAAACUUGAAAAUGCCAAUCCUUAAAAUUAGGGGUUAGCAGACUACCUCUAUUGAAGAAACUGGACCCACUGUGUCUCCCUUAUUUUGGGUCUUGAAAUGUUGAGAGGUAUGACUACAACACUGAGACUGAUACCUUGAUCAUAUUAACAAUUUUUUUUUUUCCCCC